This is a messenger RNA of Dracunculus medinensis (Guinea worm), 2631 nucleotides long. The record is from the annotation of a GenBank genome assembly. NCBI's taxonomy places the organism in Eukaryota, Metazoa, Nematoda, Chromadorea, Rhabditida, Dracunculidae.
AUGCCUUUUACCGAAACGUCGUUAAAUAUUUGUGACUGGGAAAUUGAAAUUGAAAAAAAUCUUCGGGCGAUCAAUAUCGCUGGAAAAAAGCUGAUUUGCGAUCGUGCAAAAUGUACUAAUCCCGGCAUUGAACUUUUGCUUAUUUCGCAAGAGGCUAAAUUGAUUCGCUAUAUUUCAAAGAUUUAUUUUUUAAAUGACCUUCAUAGAGGGACAGCUUUUCCAUCAUUGUUUGAUUGGCUUCAUUAUGUUAAUAUUUCACCAUCAGAAAUUCAGAAACUUAUGGAACAUUUACAUACCUUACCUGAAUUGGCUGCGAUGAACGAUAAGCAGAUAUUUGAUUUAUGUGAUACUUUACGGUUUAGUACCGAAAGUCGUCGUCGAUUACGAAAAUCAUCAUAUAGUAUGAAACGAUAUAUCUUAAGAUGGAAAGCUGAUGGAAUUGAGCCUAUACGAGUUUUUCUUGAUAAAGAUUUGGCAUGGUUAAGUUUUGAUCGAUCAACAUCACAUACGAAUCGUAGAUGUGGUUCAGAAAGUACCGUCGAUUCAUUAGCAAGUGAUUCUGGUUCAGGGAUGGGAUCCAAUGUUUCUCAAUCGUCGUUGCCAACAAGUACUCCUCCUCCUAGCCCUGGAAUUUUUCCAAACAGCUCUCUGAUUAGUUCUUCGAAGUCAGCCAGUAAACUGAGGUUAUCUUUCCCUACAGCUUUGUUCAGUAGGCAUAAUGCUGCAUUGGCAGUGGUACGUGCUAAAGAAUGUGCUAGUGGAGCAGCUAUUGCUGAAAGUGAAAUUUUGGCGGAUAGCUCAUUAAAUGAAGGUCUCAUUCGAUCGCAUUCCCAUGAAUCGAACAUUCAACAAAAAUUGUCCUCUGAAUCAAAUGUUCAGUCUGUUUCUCUCGCCAGCUCUCGAUCAAUAAGUGAUUGUCUUUCUGUUGCCAGUCCAUUGCCAGCCUCGUUCUCUCCACUGUCUUAUCAUAAAAAUACUAAUCAGUACGGCACUUUACCGAAAUCACCAAGAGCCGCUCGAGCUGUUCAUUCAAUACCGCAUCAGUGGCGUAAGAAGAAGGGAUUUCGAAUCGCUGCAGAAAAUUGCCAUUUUUGUCAACGUCAGCUAAAUUUUCUUGGUGAAUAUGAAAAAUGUAGAUCUUGCAAAUGGAAAGUACAUCCUCAGUGCAAAGCAAACAUUGGCGAUUCUUGUGGAUUAACACCUGAUUAUCUCAAGAAAGCUAUCCAAGAAAUGUUUCUCAAAGAUUCAGGAAAGGAUGGCUGGACGCCGACGUUGCAUGCUUCCACUUCUCACAAUACCUUUGCUUUUGAUUCGAUAGAUAGUUCUUCUAGUACAAAUAGUUCUGCUCCUUCGACUCCCGCAUUUCCAACUAUAUAUUCCGCCGCGGUUUCUUCACUUCCUAGUCCAUUUUUAACUGCUAAUUCUGCUUAUCGAAAUGAUUUCAUAUUUCCUGAUUCUGUUCCAGAAGUGCCGGAUAUUAUUGUUGAUUCAGGACAGAGCGAGCAGCGUUUGUCUUCGCAGGGCUCUGAUUGUACAGUGCAAUCAUCUUAUACUGGAGGACCUGGAAGCUCUGAAGGGACUCUUAUUACAGAUUCGAUAGGCAGUAAUCAAGGCCAGUAUUUAGAUACGCGAGAUGAUAGUGGAGACCAACAACAGUUGAGUCCAAGUAGUUGCUCUUUGAAUAGGGAUAGGUGGAGCAAUGGUACCAUUCGAAUACCAAGUAGUUGGACGGAUGUUACAAUACCCUUUUCUCAAAUUGAAUUUAAAAAGCAAAGUCUCAUCGGAAGAGGACGCUUCGGAGAAGUCCAUAAAGCAAACUGGUUUGGCGAUGUGGCUGUCAAAUUUCUGGAUAUGGAUUAUGUUGAUGAGGAAAAGCAGCUUGAAGCAUUUAAGGCACUCUUUGCUGAUGUAGUGUCUUUUAAAAAUACUCGGCAUGAUAAUUUAAUUCUCUUUAUGGGGUAUUGUUUUGAUCAGAAUAGAUUGGGUAUUGUUAUGUAUUAUUGCAAAGGUAAUUCUCUCCAUCGUUCAAUUCAUGAACUUUAUGAAAAAUUUGAUUUUGCUCAAAUUGUCAAUAUUGCAACUCAGAUAUGUCAUGGAGUAUCGUAUUUACACACAAAAAAUAUAAUCCAUAAAGAUUUGCGGACAAAAAAUAUUUUUGUGGAAAAUCGAAAUCGAAUUGUAAUUACCGAUUUCGGAUUGUUCAGCAUGAAGCGACUUGCGAAACCUAAACGGACGCAUACAUUUAUAGUACCUGAAUAUUGGUUGUCGUAUUUAUCACCAGAAUUGAUAAAAGUUUUGUCUGCAGAUCUGGAUCCAUUGCCGUUCACAGAAAGUAGCGAUGUUUUUGCUUUUGGAACAAUUUGGUUCGAAUUAAUGACCUAUGAAUUCCCAUUCUCACAGGUGGCUCCUGAUAUAAUUAUUUGGCAGGUUGGUCGGGGGAUAAAUGGUGCAUUAAAUAAUGUUAACGCUACUCGCGAAGUUAAAGAAAUUUUGACGCGCUGUUGGUCUUAUUUACCUGAAAAUCGUCCUUCUCUCAGUGAUCUCCAAAGUAUGUUGGAAAAGUUACCAAAGAAACGUCUUAAUCGUAGUCCGUCAUUUCCUGUUUCACGAAGCUAUGAAUCAAUGUUUUGA